AUGUUCUGGGCAAAUCAUGGCUUGAGAAAAUUGAUUAUUGCAGCUUCUAACUUGAAGCUUGGCACCUCUCUACCACAGCAAGCAAACUUAAAACACAAGGUUCCUAAAAUAAAGAUAUCCACAACUAACAGGCCAGACGAGUACAAAACAAGCAUUAAUACUUCAAUCGUGGGUCAUGGGAAUGGGAAUACAACUAGGAAUCAACAGAAGCUGUGGGUCUGGAGAAUAUGGGAAUGGAUGGCAUAUAUCUACUUCAUAAUGAGUAAACAGAUGAGAGACAUUCGUCCAAAUCUCAAACCUCACACGAGUUUAGCUGCCUCCUACAGUAACAGCAAUUUCUCUCCAAUUAAAACAUUCCAUGUCGUGGUAUUGUUACCCAAAAAAACUAUAAUAAGGAAAACAUCACGGGGAAAAUUGGCCGACCAUUAG
Striga asiatica is the source of this 429-nucleotide messenger RNA. The record is from the annotation of a GenBank genome assembly. NCBI's taxonomy places the organism in Eukaryota, Viridiplantae, Streptophyta, Magnoliopsida, Lamiales, Orobanchaceae.